Messenger RNA from Ahaetulla prasina, 4504 nucleotides. RefSeq names its product shugoshin 2 (gene SGO2). The coding region runs from base 866 to 3670 and encodes 934 amino acids. Lineage: Eukaryota; Metazoa; Chordata; Lepidosauria; Squamata; Colubridae. The transcript is spliced from 9 exons. Gene Ontology annotation, biological process: meiotic chromosome segregation. Gene Ontology annotation, cellular component: chromosome, centromeric region; nucleus. The record is from RefSeq and is a predicted model, not a curated record.
GGCGACCUUUUCGACUUCUAACAUUUCCAAGGGGGUUGAGUCCGUUUCAAGAUACUGAGGGGAGAAAAAGAACCGGGGUAGAUCCGAAAGGUUUUCUUUCUUUCUUUCUUUUUUUUAAUGAACGCCGGAAAGAGUAAUCGCCUCUUCCUCAGAAGGGGCUGCGUGGCAGACGAAAAGGCGACCCUCUUGCCUAAGCCGUCUGCGCAAACGAGGUUUCUCUGACCAUUUUAAGAUGCCGCCGGCCGCUCGAUUGGGAAUGGUGACGUGAUAUGCCUCUUGUAGCAACUGUUGCUGCCGUGGCUUGGAUCGUUCUUGUAUAUUCAUCUCAGUUUCUUUAUACUUCUUUUUUUUAUAAUUCUGUGCCUGCUUAUGAGAAGGCAUUAUAUUUCGUUUACUUUCAUCUAGGCCAGCGUUUCUCAAGUUGAAUUCCCCAGUCUAGGUUGCAAUGUCAAUUCCCCAUUGAUUUGGAUUGCAAAGCUCUAGCCUAGGGAGUUAUCAGAUGAUAGGAGGAAGCUCUCUUUCUUACCAUCUAAUAGUCAUCUGUAAAUUUGCAACCAUACGCUGUAGCCAUACAUCUGGACAUACCUGUAACAUACGGUAUGUUGGGUUAUGAUUGACCCAUAUUGGGAAUCUUGGCUAUGUUUGGAUUUGAUCCUGGAUUAUCUCACUGAAUAGUUUUAGUGACUAAAUUGCAUGUAAUUGACAGUUACACUGCAGAAAAAUACAUGGGAUGGUUAACAAAUUUGUAUUUUAUUUACCUUUCUUUGAUUUUUUUAACCCUUUCUUCCUUAUAAGAGGAUACUAUGAAAAAUUACUAGCAAGGAAGAAUGAUCCUGUUCUUCAAGCAUAAGGAUUGUUGGAAAAAAUGGCAUUCCAGGAAUGCACAGAAACAUCCUCAGUGUUCUUUAAGAAUGGAGUCAGGGAACGGAUGAAAGAAAAAAAACACGGAGUUUUAAAAACAGCAAAGAUGAAUGCUUCCCUGGCAUCAAAGAUUAAAACAAGAACAAUUAAUAAUUCCUCUAUAAUUAAGGUCUCCCUGAAACAGAACAACAAAGCAUUGGCUCUGGCCCUCAAUGCUGCCAAGAUAACAGCCCAGAAACUUACUGAUGACAAGAUGUGGCUGCAGAAAGAAGUAGAGUUGGGUCACUUUGAAAAUGCUUCCUUGCGCCAAAAGCUCUCCUCUGUGAAAAAAUAUAUUGAUGAACUGCAGCUCUUUAUGAACAGCUGCUUUCAAACUGCAAUCAAGCUGACCAGUUUUUCUGAGAGUGAUUCCUAUUCUUCAUUGCUGGAUAAAAGAGACCACAAUGAUUCUCAUGAUAUUUCUUGCAGUCAGGAUGGUAGCAACUGUCUUAGAAUGGCACAAAAAUUUAUGAGAAUUCCACUGUCUCAUGUGGAUGAUGAAGGAAGUGGCAGUGGCAGAAAGACAUCCACCAGUCUGGAGAAAUUCCCUUUAGAUCCAUUGGAAUCUGCUUUUGGUGAAACUUGGAGAAGUAUGUCUUUCCAGGAGGUAAAGAAGUCAUUCUCUUCUUUCACUGACAAAGUAUUGGCAAGCAGUGGAAAUAGUGAUCCAGGAUUACAUGGAGUAGAUGACUCUACUUUGGCAUUGAAUUCAAGCACAGUUUUUGGAGACAACCUUUGGAAUGUGCCACAGAAUCCCAGGAGCUGCUCACUAUCUAUCCUGGAUAAGAAUUAUCCUGUCCAUCAAUGUAAGGAUACUGCAAGAUCACACAGUGAUAGUAUAUUGAGUGAACAUGUGACCACGAGAAAAAAACGUAAAACAGGCCUUUCUGCUACAUUUGGAAACAGCCUAGAAACAGAAGUCUCGGACAAUGAUAAGCUGCAGGGGACAAAAGAAACAGAGUCUCUUAUUAAAGAGAAUCUUGAAAUCAGUCAAGUUGGCGAACUUAUUACACUGAGCACUAAAAGUGAAAGCUCUAUAAAGCUCAAAGUGAAGGAAACAAAAACUCUAGAAAAAGAUAAUGCUGAAACAAAGAACACAAAGUUUUCUACUAAUCAAUCAAAAUUAAGCUUCAAUAAUGAUAAUAAUGGAAGACCGGAUAUUAAUGUUGCAUUGUCAAAAACUAGUGAACUGAACAGUAGUAAUGUAAAACUUUCUAAGUCUGCCUGUCAUAUGGAAAAUUUAGAUCAGGAUAGGAAGGAGAAAUGUAGUUCCCAGCACUUAGGCCAAACAACACGAAACAGAAGAACCUUUGUGGUGGAGCCAAAUUGUAUAAAUAAUUACACAACUGAAAUUGAAAAAGGAAUAUACUUGGAAAAAAUGAAUUUGGAAAAUCAAUCCAAAAAUCCAGAGUCUAGAUCAUUAAGCAAUGAAAUUCAACAAAAUGAGAAAAGCUGUAGUUAUAGUACAAAAUGCCUUAAUAAAACCAAAAAUAAUAGAAGAACCAUUGUGCUGGAUCCAGGGCCUUCUAAUGAUAGGAACUAUUGUGCUUCUUUUCAACAUAUUAAAGAAAAGACAAACUUGGAAAACUUAGAUAGUUUAGAAAGACAGUUCCAGAGCCCAGAGUCUAAUUCAUUAAACACUGUCAAUACAGAAGAUUUAGUUGGUUUCCAGAAGCAAAUUCCUAGUCAAGAAGCAGUUUUAGGACUGAAUGUAAAGCGUAAAUCAAAGAAGAAGGUGCAUGAAAAUAAUGAAUCCCAUAGAUUAACUGAGAUGGAAGAACAGAGUUUAGGUAAUAUAGAUUCUGAACUUUCACAAUCAGAAAUUAAAAAGAAAAAACAUAGAGAUAAAACAAUGAAUUUUGAUAGGGAUACGAUACAGAGAGAACUUUCCAGUGCUAAUGCUGAUGUGUUUGAGUUGAAUGAAAAAGUUCAAAAAGUCAGUAAAAAAAAGAGAAAUAAAUCAAAAUGUAGGCCAUCUGUAUUUUCAAUGGGUGAUGAUGAUACCCUUUUUGAAGAAAAUAAUAGCUCAGUCAAAAAGAACUGGCAAACCUCAACCACCCUAAACAGUUGCUCUUUAACUAAAAAAAGUAGCCAUUCAGAGAAGACAAACUGGACUGCCAACAGCAAAGAGGCUGGCUUUAGCAAGAAAACAUGCAUUGUAAGUGAUUUGGAUAACAAAGGUACUGAUUGUGAGCCAUUCCUUCAAAGACCAGAGGAAUAUGAAAUCACUCAAACCAAUCAGAAAAAAUGGAAUUUUCUCCAAGUUCCAGACUGCGGCACUAUUGUGGAUAUUACCAAGACUUUGCCUCUAAAUCCUGAUUCUCCUUCAGUUGGCCUUUCUAAAAGCUCUAGUUAUGUUGAAGCCCAGGAAAGCCCAGAAAGAGAUUGUGCUUUGUCAAUAACCUCAACUGUCUUCAAGAAAAAUAUUAACCAACUUGAGACUUUUGGAAGAGAAGAGAAGCAGCCCAUACAAGCCAUUCCAGAAACAAGUUCAGAAAAUGCAGCCCUACAAGAAAAUGGAAACAAAAUACUGAAAGAUUUGACCAAUUCAGUCCAUUUUGAAACUUCUCCAAUAUAUCGAAGCCGACGAAGAAAAAAGGAUGUUUCCUAUGCAGAGCCUAACCUGAAUAGAAAACUGAGGCGUGGUGACCCCUUUACAUUGACUGACUUCCUCAGUUCCCCCAUCUACAAAACAAAAAAGAAGAACUUGACGAAAGGAACUGAAAUGUCCAGGAAAACCAAGAACAUUAAAAAAGGAAAUUCAGCUUAGAUUUGGUGAUUAGUCUUUAGACAAAGAAUAACACAAUUGUUUCCUAGGUGUGAGUUUUUUCUUAAAUCACCUAGUUUUAGCGAUUUCAUUUUAAAAAUAAAAAAAUUUUCUACAAAUAUUUGUUUCUCAAACUAGGUCUGUUGAAUUACAUCAGAUUUAUUCUACCUAUUUCAAGAUGCAUAUGUAAGCUAGCUAAAAUGUCAAAAUAACAUGAAAACUAAAAUCAGUAUUCUAUCCACUCGCACGUCUUCUAUAUUAUUAUCAUGUUAUUAUUUACUGCAAUAGAAGUCUAACUUUAAAGCUUCAUACAACAUCAGAGUCAGUAGAGUAAUCCAAGUACUAUAAAGGAAAAUAAGGCAAAGUCAAGACAUUCAUUUUGCUUGGAAAGCAGAUUUCACGUAAUCAAAACUUAUUUUCAUGUAGAAAACAGUAUAAGAAAAAAUAUAAAAAAUACAUUAUGGAGAAAUGUUACUUUGUUGUAUGACAGAUUAAUGUAUUCAGAGAUUUUGAAAUAAUGUUUCAGUAAUUUGUGUAAAAUUGUUCACUUCUUAAAUCAAUAGAAUUAUAAAUGAUAUUUUUUAAUAUCCAAAUGAAUCUUAUCUUUGUUCUCAAAGAAAGGAUACUAUAGUUUAGCUUCCACUGUACUUUAAAACUUUGAAUGUAUAAUUAAGACAGCUUUAUUUUUUUGGAGGUAACCAUCUUUUUUUUAACAGAAAUAUUACAUGAGGAGAAAGUAGUAACAGUUUUCCCAGUGGGAGGAUGUUAAAAUAUGUCCCAUCUCAAAUCUAGAUCUUCUUUAGAAUUUGUUGUGGGGACAGGCAAACACAAUUGUAC